AGGAAGAGCACCCCAAUGUGUCACCAUCUGAAACCUCCCACCGGGGAGGGUGUGAAUGGAAAGGAAUGUGCAACCUCCAGAGCAUAUAAGAGCUUGGCUGGUGACCCGCCUGCCAAAAAACUCCAGGGCAGACCAGGGGAAUCCCAGAGGAGCAGAGAAGGCCAGAGGAAAAGGAAGGAGAAGACCUGGAAGAUGACUUGGCUCAAGCUCACCAUGCCACUCUUCUUCCUGGGGGCCCUGCUGGUUUCGCCAGCUUACUUCCAACAGCCCCCUUGUGAGGUGGUCAGGAAGACGGUGCCACGAGGCUCCUUCCGGCUGGACGUGGAGCCUGGCGCUUAUUCCCCUAAUGACAUCUAUACAGUGUCCAUUACUGGGGCAGAGAAAGCCUCUUCGGUGAUCUUACAAAUUGUGGCUCCAGAGAACAGCGAUGGGGGGCUGUGGGAAGAGGAAAACUUACUGGUCCGCUGCAGUGCCUCCCAGAGCGUCCUGCAGAAAAACGUCUCGGGGUCCGGCGUCCGGGUACGCUGGAUUUCCUCAAGCAAUCCCAACGUCGGGUCAGCAGAAAUAAGAGCCUUUGUCACCUUUGCCAAUGGAACCACCCUGAUGCAGAGCAGGACCCUGGCAAAAGAGGUGGUCAGCUCAAUGUCCUCCUCCGUCUCCCGGCCAACCAGCAGCACCCGCAAGCCAACUCUCCUGAGCAACCCUUCCGAUGGUCACCGCCACCUCAACGCCACUGCAUUCCACCAUAAUCUGGCAUCUCCCCACCAAUCCACCAAAGGUCCACACAGUUCAGUCUCUGGGACCCAAGCCAGCUCGCUCCUUCUCGCCAUCCUGCAGCUUCUUUCCGUCUCUCUGGGAUACAAGCUCCUAGCCUAAGCUCUGCCCCAGGUAUUAGGAGCACUCUUCCGUUUUUGCCUACAACCAGAAUUUGAGAACUAAUGGACUGGUUUUCUUGGGAACCAAAUGUCUCUCCUGCAAAAUCCCCUUCCUUCCCUGUCCUCCUCCCAAUCUCUCUUUUCUGCAUCCUUCUUGAACUCAGCAGCUGAUUCCAGAACCGUUUCAGCAUCUGUCUUGCCUCAAUCCAAAGAGAAAUUGUCCUACAGUAUAGUAAUCAGGGGAGCAAUCCGGCCUCAGUUGGGUUUGUCCUCUCUAUGACUUCAAGACAUAGCAAUAAACUAAAAGGUCAACCAAUUGCUGCCCCAAUUCAGCUGCCUGAGGCAGAUUGUCAAUUUACCUAACAGUAAGACUGUUAUUUCAAAUGGAUAUUACUACCAUCUAGGCAAAAAUACUCCUUAAAAAGUAGACCCCCCCCCAGAGCUUCCUCUUGCAAAGAGUGUUUCCAUUUUCCACAGCAAGAAGAAUUCCAAGGUUUGAUGUGGGGGCCACACGAGGGCACCGAAGCCCGGGUAAUCAGAUUAAAUGGGUGAAAUCACUGUCACAAACUGGAACUGACAUUGUUCUCCCAAAGUGCUGCAAAGCUGCUGACCAAAGCAUUUCAUAACAGGCCAAUCUGACCACACAACCACCCAAAAGCUUCUCCAGAAUGGCUGUGCAUGACUGCCAACCGAAAUACAGAUUUGAAAACUUCUCAAGCUAAAUUGCCUCUUUUCAUCUUUGGUCCGAGCAACCGUCUGGACUGCAGAGCGUUCACAAUUGCGAGACUGGAAAGAUUUCCCCCCCCCCCUUUUUUUUUUUUUACACUUUCUGCUAUUUAAAUCCCCUGCUGGUAAGGCAUUCUCCUGUGUUAAAAAGAAAAAAAAGUCUUUCCGUUUCUCCAAAAAUAACUUGGGAGCUGCUGCUGCUACUAUUACUACUAUGUGUCUGAAGAACUAACUGUCUUGAGAAAAAUUAAAUUUGGAGGCAGUAAGAAGAAACAGCAGAGAAGAAGGAUUUUGGAAGCUCAGAGUCCCAAUUUUUAGUAGGGAGAUGUUGGACUUCUAAAAGUUCUCUGUGUGUUACUGAUUUUUUUUUUCUGUACAUACUGUAUCUUUGGGAAACGUAUUUUGAAACUCCAUUGUGCUUUCAAUAGCCAAUAAAAUAUAUUCAUAGGA
Crotalus tigris (Tiger rattlesnake) is the source of this 2051-nucleotide messenger RNA. Its product is annotated as placenta-expressed transcript 1 protein-like. The record is from RefSeq and is a predicted model, not a curated record. Gene Ontology annotation, biological process: positive regulation of cell migration; negative regulation of cell-matrix adhesion; wound healing, spreading of epidermal cells. The transcript is spliced from 4 exons. The coding region runs from base 16 to 876 and encodes 286 amino acids. Gene Ontology annotation, cellular component: apical plasma membrane; external side of plasma membrane. NCBI's taxonomy places the organism in Eukaryota, Metazoa, Chordata, Lepidosauria, Squamata, Viperidae.